This is a messenger RNA of Morchella importuna, 5520 nucleotides long. RefSeq lists its product as uncharacterized. The record is from RefSeq and is a predicted model, not a curated record. The coding region runs from base 1 to 5520 and encodes 1839 amino acids. The transcript is spliced from 10 exons. Gene Ontology annotation, cellular component: nuclear speck. Gene Ontology annotation, molecular function: ubiquitin protein ligase activity. NCBI's taxonomy places the organism in Eukaryota, Fungi, Ascomycota, Pezizomycetes, Pezizales, Morchellaceae. Gene Ontology annotation, biological process: proteasome-mediated ubiquitin-dependent protein catabolic process; protein polyubiquitination.
AUGGAGCUUAGAUCACGCAAGAAUCAAGCAUCUGGAAGAGCAUCUGUUGCUGAUCUCAGGCCGACCUCCGCCGUCUUUACAAGCUCUUCAGCCUCAUCUGCUUCCUCGCCCGCCGAUCAUCCACUAUCCCCCACGCUCUCCGACACUAGUAACACGCCUCUCCUACGAAGAGUCACUCGUUCAUCGACGAGACAAUCCUCAGAUCAGGCCGUCUCGUCGACCAACAAUAUCUCCCCCACCACUGCCUCUCCUACAUCGCCAUCUAUCACAACACCGUCCUCGUCGAAAUCAAAUCGUAAACGAAAAUCCUCUGGCCAGGUAACGGAAGAACCAGAACCCUCUUCAGGCCCUCGCAACCGAAAGCGUCCCAAGGCGUCCUCUUCUACAACUACACCUCCAAAGCAGCAAGAAAACCAGCCCUCGAGUCGAAGAAAGGGCAAAGGAAAGAAGACGGCUAGCGUAAAAAACGCAGCCAUGGACAUGCCAGAGGAAAGUAAUAUGCCCGUAGAGGCUAGCGUGCCGGUAGAGACACCUGAUGUUUCAUCAUCAACACAUAAACGUAGGUCAAGUCGGAGUAAAAAAUCGACAAGGGAUAAUACUACUGCUGCCACCAACACUAAUACUGCCACCACUUCUUCCACCACUUCUUCUCGCCGAGCGCCACGAAGGAUGAACAACGAUUUAAGUGACCCAGAUGUUCGGAUGAGUGAGCCGAACGAUGUCGAAGAAGAGGAAGAUGAUGACGAUGAGGAAGAUGAAGAUGAUAACUUUGACAUUGAUGAGGACCAUGAUGAAGAAAUGGGGGAUGCAGGGCCUGGGGAAGAUGAUGAGCAUGAUAGAGAAGAGGAUGACUAUGAGCAUGAUGAGGAUGACGAGGACGUCUUCGAAGGAAGUUAUCUCGGUGGUGUCCACAAUUCGAGCGGGAUUUCCAAUACCCUCCGAGCCCUCUCAGGAAUGGUUUCCGGGAUUUCUUCACGACUUCGAGAUAUUCUUGCCAAUCUUAGACAGAAAGACGAUCCCUCGACCCAGCUAAUUGCUUUGCAGGAGUUGGCUGAAAUUCUACUCGUAUCAACUGAAGAUAAUCUAUCAGGCCAUUUUUCGCCGGACCAGUUUGUUAAAGAACUUGUCAGUUUAAUGGAAGAUCAGGGACCAUUUGGUGAAAAUCCUGAUAUGAUGUUGCUUGCAUGCCGAUGCAUAGCAAACCUAAUGGAGGCCUUGCCAGCGGCAACAGCUAAUGUAGUAUAUGGUGGUGCUGUUCCGGUACUUUGCAGAAAACUGAUGGAGAUUCAGUACAUCGAUUUGGCCGAACAGGCCUUAAGCACGCUUGAGAAGAUAUCUGUCGAGUAUCCGACAUCUAUAGUCAGAGAAGGCGGUUUAGUAGCGUGUCUUACAUACUUGGAUUUUUUUGCCACCAAUGUUCAAAGGACAGCGGUUACAACAGCAGCAAAUUGUUGCCGGAACAUCCCUGACGAUUGCUUUCCUACAGUUAGGGAUGUUAUGCCAACCCUCUUAAACGUCUUGAAUAGCAGCGAUCAGAAAGUUGUUGAACAUGCAUGCCUAUGCGUCGCUCGCAUUGUGGACAGCUUCCGCCAUUAUCCGGAUAAGCUGGAACAACUUAUGUCAAGAGAUAUGAUGAAGGCUAUCUUACAGCUCCUUCUACCUGGCACAACAAAUCUUGUUGGACCUCAUAUCCACACCCAGUUUCUGCGGGUCCUGGGAAUAGUCGCAAAGGCUAGCCCAACGCUGUCUAUGGAUAUGCUAAAAAUGAAUAUUGUUGAUACGCUUUUCCAGAUUUUGACCGGAGUUUCACCUCCCGCCGAUCAUGAUGGAGCAGCAAUGAAGAACGAUACUGUGAUGACUAUGCAAGCCCUCAUCCAUAGGCCAAGGGAGCAAGUUUUCGAGACUUUGAAUGUUAUCUGCGAGUUGUUACCCGGACUACCUCAUGGCGAGGAACAUGGCGGUCUAUUCGAUAUUCCCGAUGGGUCAAGGCCCUCGAAGGAUCCAUCGGAUGAAGACGAAGAAGAGGAGGAGGAUCCCGACGAGAAAAGACGUCGACUACUAAGCGGUUGCAAAGAUGAGCUGAAGCGUUUUGCAACAAUUCUUCUUCCAACACUCACGGACGCUUACUCAAGUACUGUCAAUUUCGAUGUUCGGCGGAAGGUCCUUACAGCCCAGCUAAAGAUGAUAUGUAAUUUGGAUGCGGAAAUUCUCAAAGAAGCUUUAUCGAGUGUCCAAUUUGCAUCGCACUUGGCAUCAAUACUCUCGCAACAGGAUAAUGAAACUCUGGUUACUGCUGCUUUCCAAGCUGCCGAGUUGCUCCUUCGACGCCUUCCAGAGAUUUACACUUAUCACUUCUACCGGGAGGGUGUUUUUGCUGAAAUAUCUAAGCUUGCCUCCAAGAAGACAGAACGCUCGGUCAUGGAUAAGGAACUUCAAGGAAGUGAUGACGAUAGGAAGUCUGAUGAUUCGGGGGAUAGUGAAGAACGUAUGAGUUCAUCACCAGUGAGCUCAAGGUCAUCUUCAUCUUCAAGACAUGCUCCUACCGGUACCACGAUGGACAGGCAACAAUGGAUUGUAGAGAGGGCUGUGGCGUUCAUGGAGGCACACGAUAAAGAUGAAAGUGCAGAAAUCAGGGGAAAGGCUUUGAAGAUCAUGGAAGACUUGAAAGCCCUGGGAGAAGGAUUAAAAUCUUCGAAUAGCCCCGAGAGUCUUUUUGAACGCUUGGCUACUUAUUUUGACAAUGAUAACUCCCUGGAUUCGAUUUCCAGUUUUGAGCUUCUCAAUUCUCAUAUCGUGGAGGCGCUGUUGGCGGUUCUGAAGGGUGGCCCUGAAAUUGAUAAACUUGACAUCCGGCGGGCGUUUCUUGAAGUUUUUAUGCGUACCGGCUUGUCAAAAUCGCACACCAGCGAAGGAGAUACACCGCUGAGUGUUUUGGUCCACAAACUUCAAGAGUUGUUGAGCCGCUCUGAGCACUUUGAGGUGAUCACAGUUCAUCAAAAUACGUUUGAUGGAAAUAGAAGUAGCGCUGCGUCUAUGUUGGCAAAGCAAUUGCGCCUUAAACUGGUAGCAGACGAGGAAUCCGAAAUUCCGCGGGCUUACCGGAACAUCAUGGUCUCGAUUCAUGCAAUUGCAACAUUCAAGGCGUUGGAUGAUUAUCUCAGGCCCCGAAUUAGCCUUUCAGAACGUCCAAGAACACGUAGAGAUCCAAACACCGGGGGUGCUAUGGCUAAUGCUCUUGCAGCCUUUGCAGCGGCAGCAGGUAUUCCGCGGGCAGCGGCGGCAGCAGCUUCUGGACAGGCGCCUGACCUAGCGGCGCCCAGGUCACCAAGAACAGGUCGGCGCAGCACACGACGGAAACCAGCAACCACAGACGGAGCAUCCUCGAGUGCUUCGCAUGAAAAGGCCCCAAGAAAAGAGAGAGAGAAUCAGGCAUCAGGACAGGAGCAGUUAGAGUGCAUGGACGAAAGGCAAUUGCCGGAUGAUGAAGAGAUGGAUGAAAUGGACGCCGUGCUUGAUGACCUCGAUCGAGAAAUGGAGGAUGAACCUGAACCUGAAGCCGGUCCUGUGAAUAUGGAGGUAGCCUCAAGUGGCAAGGUUACAGCUCGGAAAGAAGAUGGGACCCGAGUAGCCACGCCCUCUGGAGUCGCCCCCAACCCUCCCCGGGCACCGGGACCGUCCUCGCAGACUUUAGGAACCCGCGUAGCUGCUAUUCAGACACCUCCAGACUGGCAUAUAGAGUUCAGCAUUGGCGAUCAAGUUAUCUCUAAUGACAUGACAAUUUAUCGGGCAGUGCAUCUGGGUAGGGACCAGCCUGAAGAGCAGUCAUACCGUAACGUCUGGGCCACGGUACAUCCCAUAAAGUUUCGUAGGAUGCCUGGACCUGCACCAUUGGAAGGCUCUUUAUCUCCUGCUCCGGAUCAUUCUCAAUCGACUUCAGCUUUCCCUGCCUCUUUGGAUAAAAACAAAAUUUCUUCUUCUAUACUUCAACUUCUUAGCAUACUUCAUGCGCUCAAUGCAAAUCUCGACGAUGUAUUUGCUGGCGAUAACGAGGCCAAUAAACCUGCCAACCCUCAGCCAUUGAGUCAAUUUGUCAACACCAAAUUGACUGCUAAACUGAACCGCCAGCUGGAAGAACCCUUGAUUGUUGCCAGUGCGUGUUUACCUAGUUGGAGUGAGGAUCUUGCAAGGCUUUAUCCCUUUCUAUUCCCAUUUGAGACUCGUCACCUGUUCCUACAAUCAACAUCGUUCGGCUACUCGCGUUCCAUGACAAGGUGGCAAAACUCCCAGUCUACAGGUGACUCGCGACAAGACCGCCAUCGCGACGAUAACCGACCAUUCCUUGGUAGGCUUCAGCGCCAGAAAGUUCGAAUUUCGCGGGUUCGAAUCCUCGAAUCUGCAAUCAAGGUCAUGGAACUUUAUGGUGCGUCGCCGAGCGUUUUGGAGGUAGAAUAUUUUGAAGAGGUUGGAACUGGCCUUGGACCUACACUUGAGUUUUAUUCAAGCGUAUCCAGGGCAUUUGCCAAAAAGAAGUUGAAGUUGUGGCGAGAGAAUGAAUCACAACCCACUAGCGACUAUGCGUUUGGUAAACAAGGUCUUUUUCCGGCACCAAUGAACGAAUCAAUGGCAGAAUCAGAGAAUGGUCGCAGAGUAUUGCACCUUUUUAAAAUGUUGGGCAAAUUUGUGGCCCGCUCCAUGCUUGAUUCGCGUAUAAUUGACAUAUCGUUCAACCCAACAUUCUUCCGCACCGGUGAGAACGACGAACCAGUCGCGCCAUCAUUGGGAGCUGUGGGUACUGUGGAUAAAGACCUUGCCAACUCUUUAAAGAUGCUCCGGAAGUUCGUUUUAGCAAAGAAAGCGAUAGAUAGCAAUAUGGUACUUACUGCUGAAGGGAAGAUAAAGAGAAUCAGCGAGAUCAGAGUCGAUUCGGCAAGCGUUGAGGACCUUGCAUUGGAUUUUACACUCCCAGGAUACCAAGAUAUCGAACUUAUCCCCAACGGUGCUAAUAUUCCUGUUACAGUUUAUAACAUUGCCAAUUAUGUUGAUAGGGUCAUCGACCUUACUCUUGGAAGUGGUGUGAGACGCCAGGCAGAGGCAUUCCGCGCAGGCUUUUCGCAGGUUUUCCCUUACUCUGCAUUGAGAGCCUUCACACCCGACGAACUGGUCAUGCUCUUUGGCCGAGUAGAUGAGGAUUGGUCGCUUGAGACUUUGAUGGAUUCGAUUAAGGCAGAUCAUGGGUUCAACAUGGACAGCAAGAGUGUACGAAACUUACUGCAGGCUAUGAGCGAGUUCAAGUUACAAGAGCGUCGUGACUUCCUACAAUUCGUUACAGGAAGUCCAAAGCUCCCCAUUGGAGGUUUUAAAUCCUUGACACCAUUAUUUACUGUUGUGUGCAAACCAAGCGAAGCACCUUACACCUCGGAUGACUACCUUCCGAGCGUUAUGACUUGUGUGAACUAUCUCAAGCUGCCAGAUUAUUCGACACUGGAGAUCUUGAAAGAGCGAUUGCAUGAGCUCGCAUGA